AUGGAGCCGGGUGCCGGGGGCGAAGUGGGGGCGCUGCAGGCCGUAGGGGCUGGGGCGGUGGCGGCCGAGCGUGUGUGGGAAGACGAGGCCUGGCAGGCCGGAGGCGAGGCCAGCCUGGGGGCGGAAUUGGUGGUCUUGGUGGAGGACACAAUGGCGGCGCCUGGGCUUGGGGCAGAGGAAGACGAGGGGGACGAGGAGGCUGAAGAGGAGGCUGCGGAGGGGCAAGGGGCUGAGGAGGUUAAGGAGGAAGGGGAGAAAGAUGACAAGGAAGAGUCUGUUGAGGAAGAGGCUAAGGAGGAGGAUGAGCAACUUAAGGAGGGAGAGGAGCCUGAGGGGGAUUCUGUGGAGGAAGGGGCUAAGGCUGAAGAGGCCAAAGAGGAGGAUUUUGAAGAGCAGGUGGCUGAGGACGUGGAGGCAGAGGCGGACAAGAGGGAAGUGGCCAGGGAGGAGAGCCAGAAGGAGGAAGCAGCCCAGGAGCUGCAGGAGAAGCAGGACGGGGAAGGUGAGUGAGGGGCACAGCCAGGUCCGCCCCGGUCCCCGCUCCAGGCCCUGCAGGCCCUGCAGUCAGAGCUGGAGCCCGUGAACAAGGCCGCCAGCAGGGCCUUCUCACUCAAGCUCAGGUUCUGGUAGAGGCGACGGCAUCACCUGGAACACCGAAGCACCCUCAUCCGGGGCAUCCCUGGCUUCUGGGCCAAGGCUUUUGUGAACCACCCGCAGAUGUCAGCCAUGAUCAGUGGCCAAGAUAAAGGCAUACUUGUCUCCAUGACAGAUUUGAAGGUGGAGGAACUCGAGGCUCCCCAUGAUCGCGGCAAGAUCCUGCUCUUCUCUCGCAAGAACUCCUACUGCCGCAAUGAAGUCGUUGAGAAGCAGUAUGUCCUCAGGGCCGCUGGGUACGAGCCGUCUCACUCCACUCGCAUCCAGUGGCACCCCUGUUACGCACGGGACACCCGUAGCCGCAGACACCAUGACAGCCGCCUAAACUUCUUCAACAGGUUCCUGACUGACCACAGCUUGGCCGGGUCUAGCAGGCUAGCUGAGAUCAUCAUGGACAACCCGUGGCUCAAUCCCCUGCAGUACUACGUGAGGAAGAAGGCCCCAGCAGAGGGAACUGAGACGACGGCAGAGUUUUCCCAGUCAUCUCCCUGGGCAAUCUCCUGUGCCCACCGCAAUCAGCCAGAGAACACUGGCCAGCACGCACAGAUAGAUUGGCUACGUGGACAGAGGAAAGGGAAAGGGGCAGGUGGGGUGCUGGAGCUCAUGGGAUUCCCGUCGAUGCUUACUACUCUGCCUGGGCACCCUUAUUCCGUGGAAGGGAUGGGGCCGUAUGCUUGCCCAGAGGUCUGGGUCACACAAGCUCUGGGACUGCACCCCAGCGUGGCGGAGGUCCUUCCCCUGGGGAUGGUGGAGGCCUUCCUGACACCUCAGGCGGCAUGUAUCCUAUCCCAACACAGUACCCCCCCGCCCCCGGGAGCAGACCUCUACGAGGUGUGUCUUGUCUCGGAGGACGUGGAGCGCGGGAGGCUUUCUGGCGGCGGGCAGACAAGGGAUUCAGCCGCUGGAUUUCACUUCCUGGCGCCAGGCAAGGGGUCCCGGACGGAUGGCUGCGGGUCCCGCCUCCGUCGCCUGCCCUCGCCAGCGGCCUGGGCUCAGGGCCACGGCCACAUGGAGAGGGAGUCGAGGUCCGGGGAAGGCGGGGCGGCCGCAGAAGCCUGGACCACGUUGGUCGCAGACGGGGGCGGUGAGGAGGCGGGGGCCCUCAGGGAGACGGGCUCCCGCGGGCACGCGGGGGCGCUUCUGGCCCUAGAGGCGACGUGGGAGGUGGCAGAGGCUGUGCGGGAAGCUGAGGCCCAGCAGGGCACAGAGGAGGCCGGCGCGGGGGAGGAGUUGGUGCUGCUGGUGGAGGAUAUCAUGGCGGAGGUGGAGGUGGUGGCGGUGGAAGAUGAGGAGGUGGCGCAAGCAGAGCAGGUGGAGAAGCCGAAGGGGCUGUGGCAGGCAGAGCCGGUGCCCCGGCCCGACCCAGCCGGGGCCGCACUUGCCGCGCUGGAGGUGGUUCAGGAGGCUCUCCGCUCUGUGGAUGCCCAAGCCACCAGGGCUUACUUGCGGCUCAAGCGCAGGAUGAAUCAGAAGCGGAGUUGUCACCUGGCUCGAAGGAGGGCCAUCAUUCGGGGCAUCCCUGGCUUCUGGGCACACGCCAUCCUGAAUCACCCCCAGAUAUCAGCCGUGACAGGUGACCAGGACCCAGACUUGCUCAGCUACAUGACCAAUUUAGAGGUGGAGGAACUGGGUCGUCCCAAGUACCGGUACAGGUUGAUGUUUUCCUUUGGGAGCAAUCCCUACUUCCAGAACGACGUGAUCAUUAAGGAGUAUCACCUUAGCAUCGCAGGAUAUAGGGCAACUCGUUGCACUCCAGUCCAGUGGUUCUGGGACUAUGAACGUGGAGUUGCCAGCCGCAGGCGGGAUACCAGCAGCCUGAACUUCUUCAACUGGUGGUGUGACCCCAGCUGCCCAGGGUCCAACAGGAUCGCCGAGUUCAUCAUCGAGGACCUGUGGCCCAAUCCCUUGCAGUACUACCCAAGGCAGGAAGGCGCCCUAUGGGAAUGAGCUGAGAGGAGGCCCUGUCGGCAUGGCAGCUGUGUGGAAGUGGACAUCACAGAGCAUCCGACUUUGACCACCGAGAAGAAUUUGAUGAGGCCUCCACCGAUGGCAGACACGGAUGGGCUCGUCUACGUGGUGCUCAGCCUACACGGGACAGAAACAGGAGAAGGAUCAGCAGGGGCAGCGCUAGAGAGGACCCUGCCCCUAGCUGCAGGGACAGGGAGAAGGGCCAUAAACAAGUCACAGAGCAC
Molecule: messenger RNA, 2846 nt
Organism: Lutra lutra (Eurasian river otter)
Lineage: Eukaryota; Metazoa; Chordata; Mammalia; Carnivora; Mustelidae
Biological process (GO): nucleosome assembly
Cellular component (GO): nucleus; chromatin
Molecular function (GO): chromatin binding; histone binding
Source: RefSeq, a predicted model, not a curated record